Symbiodinium sp. CCMP2592 is the source of this 1944-nucleotide messenger RNA. The record is from the annotation of a GenBank genome assembly. Lineage: Eukaryota; Dinophyceae; Suessiales; Symbiodiniaceae.
GUGCCUCCUUUGGCAAGCCCACACAGCCAGUGGCGCACACUCGAAGGCCAGGUGUGGGAGGCUGUCAAGAACCCAGAUCUGUUGGGAGCAACUUCAGAGGUGGUUGGCCACCUUCUUGAUCAGGUUGAGCAGGGCAGCUUAGGUUGGUGGCUGUGCCAGGAGAUCUUGGCCCUCCAACGUUCUUUUGACUUGACUUUGCUCUUGCUUGUUGCUCGGGGCUUUGAAGUUUUGCGCAAAUCGCAGCCACAGGGGCACAGGCAAAUGCGAGUCACAUCUUGCAACAUCACUUCUUGGAGGCCAGAAGUCAAGCAAUGGUUUUCAGCUCAAGGGGAUGUUAUCUUGAUUCAGGAGCACCACCUUUUGGAGUCCCAAAUUGUUGCUGAAAUUUCGUCUAUGGCUGCCAUGGGCUUUGACUCUUUCCUUGUGCCCGCAGCCCCUGGGGAGGGCCAGUAUACCAACCAAGGUUGCGGUUACGUGGCGGUGACGCUACGCACACAAGGGGCUGACUUGACAGUAGUUAGCCUGUACCUCCAGUCUUCUUCCGGCUUCGGGUCCCCGGUCAACUCUGACAUCCUUGCAUCUCUGCGCGCAAUUCGUCAAUCUGUGAGGGGCCCAAUCCUGAUAGGUGGAGACUGGAACUCGCCUUUGAAGGAUUUGUUGGACACUGCCAUUUUUCAAAGUUUGUCCCUGGAACCAAUUGGGCCCAACAAAGCCACCUGUGGUGACAAUGAGCUUGAUUUUCUGGCUGUAUCACACUGCCUGGAAGGUUUGCUCCGGGUUGAUGCCUCCUGGGAUGUUCCUUUCAAGCCACAUGCAGCAAUCCAAGUUGCCCUCAAUGUGGGCGCUUUCCAGCUCACCACUCCACAGCUUCCCUCCUUUGUGCUUUCCUUCAGGGAAGAACCGCUUGAUUACAUACAGGUUGAGGAGACCCUCGCCUCCUUGCCGGAUACCACCUUUUCGGCUGACCCUCUGAGCAAUCGACUGGCUUCCAUUUCCAGUUCGGUUGAGCACAGUCUUUUGCAAUCGUCCCAGGGUAUUGGUCGCCAACUCCAAGUUGCAUUCCUCCCAGCUGUUCCUCGCAUGUCCCAGUUCGCAUGGGAAGGUUCUUGCCAGGCUUUUUGGCACCGGGUACAAUUUCUGUGCCAGGGAGACCACCCCAAACGUCGAGAGCAAUGCCAGGAGUAUUUGCCGCAGAUCCUGGACCACUGGCAGGGCAACUCGGAGGAAGCUGUUUCUUUUCUUUCUACGCUCCAGGCCUGUCUCUCGGAGCAGGCUGCUGUUCCCGAGCCCGUCCAGCAAAUAUUGCAGGAGCAAUUUCUGCUGGCCUCUAAAGUUCACCAGGAUGCCCAGACCAAAUCGUACAGGUCGUGGUUGCAGGGAGCCCAAGAAAAAGGGAUGGCCCCCCUUUUCAAGACGAUCAAAAAAGGUGAAAUCACCACUGCACGUCCCUUUCGGGAUCUGUCCGCAGAGGUUCGCGCCCUGGCCAGAACCAAACUAUGGCUCCGCACUUGGAAAGGCGUACUUAGAGUUGAGGACCUUCCUCCUCUUCCACACGCAGAGCAACAGGCUCGCGGAAAGCUACGGGAACUUGCUGCUCAGCAGGUCGCUACCCUGAGCCCCAUUUCCCCGGAACAGCUGCAACAAAGGUUUUCCAAAGGCAGGGUCACUGCCCCAGGACCGGACGGCUGGAGCAAGUCCCUUCUCAAGAAAUUGACUUGGCCAAUGCUUCAGGACAUCGCUGAAUUUUAUCAGGAGCUCGAAAGAGGCCUCCGAGUCCCGCAGCAGUGGUCCCUGAUCCAAGAGUGGACGGUCUCCUACCAGGCCCUGGCUCCUUGGGAUGCCGCAGUGCCAGGUCGAACAUCUUUAGACAUCGGCAUCCGCCGGCCACUGGCCUCACUCACAACAUCGACCAGUGGCUGGAUGACAUUUCGGCUGACGUGGUAG